GGGAUUUUCUUCGCCCACCUCACUCUCACAGUAUGGAGUCCCAUGUGCGGAUGUCUUGACAACAGUUUCGUGCUCUACAACACCGUCUUCCUCAUCACCAUCAUAUGGAGUCUACACCAACAUGAAUCCGAGGAAGCCCCUUUCAUAGCCUUUUGUGUUGACAUCCUUGCCAUCGUGUUUGACAUUGUCAAUUUGUCAUUAAAUUGGCCUGUUCUCCAGGUUGGAGGGGCCAUGGAAUUCGGAGCAGCCAUGGCCAUCAUGAACCUCCUGCUGCGGCCUCUGUCAAGCUACCUCCUCUUCCGCAUAGUCCAGGACCGAGCAGGCCCAGACGGCUCCAUCGGACUGCCCUCGGGUUUCGACAGUCUCUUUGGUCUUCGCCGCAGCCCUUACGAAGACAUCGACCAGACGCUUUCAGGAACCGACCCCGAGAACACCGCCGCUUCAGAGCCUCCGCCAGCAAAGGUCGUCGCCACCUAGGCCUACCUGGUGCUCCUCCAGCCUGAAGCUCCAGCCUUUAAGCUUCUUGUUGGCGAGUGGACAUUAUUUUCAGCUUCUUCUGUGACCGUGGACGACGAAAGAGAAUAUUUUAGAUUCUUUAUAUUUCGCAGAUUUUGUUUGUUUGUUUUAUAUGUAAUUAAGAUGUUUAUCUGAUUUGUGGAGUGGAGAAUGGAAAUGUCUUUGUAAUUUUGAUGAUUAUACAUAUUUUAACACACACGCAGAUAGAUAUUGAGCUUUUGA
This is a messenger RNA of Penaeus indicus, 738 nucleotides long. Its product is annotated as type-1 angiotensin II receptor-associated protein-like. Lineage: Eukaryota; Metazoa; Arthropoda; Malacostraca; Decapoda; Penaeidae. Gene Ontology annotation, cellular component: plasma membrane. Gene Ontology annotation, biological process: angiotensin-activated signaling pathway. The record is from RefSeq and is a predicted model, not a curated record. The annotation marks the transcript as partial. The transcript has 5 exons.